This is a messenger RNA of Lodderomyces parapsilosis, 1632 nucleotides long. RefSeq lists its product as uncharacterized. NCBI's taxonomy places the organism in Eukaryota, Fungi, Ascomycota, Pichiomycetes, Serinales, Debaryomycetaceae. The record is from RefSeq and is a predicted model, not a curated record. The transcript has a single exon. Gene Ontology annotation, cellular component: membrane. Gene Ontology annotation, molecular function: transmembrane transporter activity. Gene Ontology annotation, biological process: transmembrane transport. The coding region runs from base 1 to 1632 and encodes 543 amino acids.
AUGUCGGCUGAGAAGGGUGCCAAAUACUCUAAUGACUCCGAUGGGGAACAAAUAUUUGUUUCUCAACCCGAUAAAGUUGAAUAUGUGAAUGCGGAAUCAGAAAAGCAUGAUAUUAAAGAAGAUGUGACAGGAGCUAAUUCAAAUUUGACGUCCGUUGAUGAUGAUGAAGAGGAUGAUGAUAAACCAAAGGAUCAUUAUAUUAACUUGCCAGAGUCGUUGCAGCAUAUGACCCAGGAAGAGUUGAAAGAAUUGGACAGGAAAACAACGAGAAAGAUCGAUUUCAGAUUGCUUCCCAUGAUGAUGUUUAUCUAUAUUUUGAAUUUUCUUGAUAGAACCAACAUCACCAAUGCUAGGUUGGAUACCUUGGAAGCUGAUUUGAAGUUGGUGGGCAAUCAAUAUCAAGUUUGUAUCUCGAUUUUGUUUGUUGGUUACAUUUUGUUCCAAGUUCCAGCAAAUAUGAUCUUGAACAAGUUUGGUCGUCCUUCAAUCUUUAUUACUGUGGUGAUGACGACAUGGGGAGCUAUAUCUACAGUCACUGGUGCUGUUCAAAAUUACGCUGGUCUAGCUGCAACUCGUGUUUUCCUUGGUGUUGCAGAGUCUGCUUUCUUUUGCAGUGCUUUGAUGAUCUUAUCGAUGUGGUACGACAAAAAGUCAUUGGCUACAAGAAACACUCUUUUGUUUGCAGGAAAUCCACUUAGUUCUGCAUUUAGUGGAUUAUUGGCUGCGGGUAUUUUGAAAAUGGGAGGUUUGGGCGGUAUUGCUGGAUGGAGAUGGUUGUUCAUUCUUGAAGGGGGUAUUACUGUGUUGGCAGUUCCGUUCGCUUACUUUGUCUUACCGGACAAGCCAGCUAAUACCAAAUUCUUGAGUCAACAAGAAAAGGAUAUCAUUCAAUGGAAAUUGAGACAAGAUUUGGGUGAUGUUGGUGAUUCCGAUGCUGAAGCAAGAGUCACAACCUGGCAAGGAUUUAAAUUGGCAAUCAAAGAUGAGAAAAUGUGGAUGGUCACUGGUCAGUUGAGCACUUUAGUCUGCGCGUGUGGUAUUGUCAACUUUUUCCCAACAAUUGUUGCUACGUUGAAUUUCAACAGGACCGUUACAUUAUGUUUAACUGCACCACCAUACUUACUUGCAGUCCCAGUAUCAUAUUAUUGGGCAAGGCAUGCUGACAAAACCGGAGAGAGAUCGUUUCACAUUCUCAUCCCAUUAGCGGUCACAACUAUAUCUUUCGUCAUCCCUGUUGCCACAACUAAUUUUGCCGCGAGAUACUUUAGUUACUGUAUUAUGAUUCCCGGUAUAAUUGGAGCAUAUGUGGUUAUCAUUACUUGGAUGCCAAACUCAUGUCCAAGACCACCAGCAAAGAGAGCCGUUUCGAUUGCCUUGAUGAUUGGAUUGAGUAAUUCUCCUUACACGUGGACAGCCUUCUUAUACCCAUUGAGCGAUGGUCCACGUUAUAUCAAAGGUAUGAGUUGUAACAUUGCAUUUCUGGUAAUGGCGAUUAUUUUGACUGUCAUGUUGAGAAUUAGGUUAAAGCAGUUGAACAAAAAGAUUGAAAAUGGAACUAUGGAUUGGCAAAAGGAAUUAGGAGAGGGUAACGACGGGUCAAAGAUUGAUGCUGAUUUUAGAUAUUUAUACUAG